GAUCUUCCCUCUGUUUUCCUUCAAUGGGAAAGAUAUGUGUUGAAGUUUGUCUGAUUUCUGGACGGGGGCUUAGGCGGUCGUCCUCAUUUUGGAAGCUCCAAUGGUUUGCUGUUGGAUGGAUUGAUCCUAACAACAAAUAUUGCACCAGAAUUGAUGCUUCUGGGAAUGCGAAUCCUGUAUGGAAAACCAAGUUUUCUAUAUCAGUUGAUGAUUCAAACUUGCAAGAUAUUAUGCUUCAUGUUGAAGUGUACAGCAGGGAACCCUUUUUCCUAAGGGAAAAGCUCCUAGGGACUGCCACUGUGGCCUUGAAAGAAUUUAUGACAAAGCACAGCAAAAUUUCUGAGGAGUCUGCAAUGUCAGGAACAGAGGAAGCAGGGAGCUACCAGUUGCGCAAAGGAAAUUCUAGUAAACCUCAAGGGUUUGUUGAUAUUUCAGUUCGUAUCUUGAAAGAAAGGGAAGAACCAAGUUCAUUCUCAGGUGAGGGAGGACUCCUGCUGAUGGAUCAUAGCAAUAAUAUUGCAGUGUGGCCGGUAGGUGGAUCAGGGGAAGCCUACUUUUCUGGUCCGGCACCACUACCUUCAACCUCAGCCCACCCACCACAUAGUCCGUCACAGAACAAUUUUCGAUAUAAUCAUCCAGUGGCAUGUCCUCCAAACCAUUCAAACCUGUUGCAGGGAGGACCAAGCUAUUCAGCUGGUGGAAAUUAUUAUCAACCCCCACGAACUCCUCCUCCACCACCUCCACCUUCUAAUGUUGGAUACAUACCUAUGUUUCUUCCAAGAACUGAGAAUUAUGUUAACAUGCCAUCAUCUGGAACAGCACCUGGACGAGGGCCAGGGCCUGGAUUUGGCAUGGGAGUUGGAGCUGGAGCACUAGCAGCUGGUGCCAUAAUCUUUGGUGAUGACUUCUUGUCUGGAUUUGAUUUUCCUGGAGGCUCACAAGAUGCUAGUCUUACAAUAUCAACUGAUCCUCCUUUUUGAUAAAGAAGUGAUUGUAUCCUGUAAUAACAUCACCUGUUCAAUAAGAUGCUUCUUUUUAAAGUUUUA
This is a messenger RNA of Carica papaya (papaya), 1046 nucleotides long. RefSeq names its product Calcium-dependent lipid-binding (CaLB domain) family protein. The record is from RefSeq and is a predicted model, not a curated record. Gene Ontology annotation, biological process: defense response. Lineage: Eukaryota; Viridiplantae; Streptophyta; Magnoliopsida; Brassicales; Caricaceae.